CUUCUAUGGUACAAACAAAUAACAAUAGGAACUAGUAGCUUCUGAUUCAUUCAAGAAAAAAAAUGAGGAGAACAAUGUGCUUUUUAGACAUUAGCAUAGGGGAAGAACUAGAAGGAAGAAUAUUGGUGGAGCUUUACAAUGAUGUUGUUCCAAAAACUGCUGAGAAUUUUAGAGCUCUAUGCACUGGUGAGAAAGGUAUUGGUCCUAAUACUGGGGUGUCCCUCCAUUUUAAGGGGUCUUGCUUUCAUCGUAUUGUUAAAGGUUGUAUGAUCGAAGCAGGCGAUAUAUCUGCUGGAGACGGUACCGGAGGAGAAUCUAUAUAUGGACUCAAGUUUGAAGACGAAAAUUUUGAAUUGAAGCAUGAAAGGAAAGGGAUGUUAUCAAUGGCAAACACCGGCCCCAAUACAAAUGGUUCGCAGUUUUUCAUCUCUACUACCCGAACAGCUCAUCUAGAUGGUAAGAAUGUUGUAUUUGGGAAAGUAGUCAAAGGAAUGGGCAUAGUCCGUUCAAUUGAGCAUGUUACGACCGGAGAUGAGGACCGUCCUGUUCUUGAUGUUAAAAUCGUGGAUUGUGGAGAAAUUCCCGAAGGAGAAGAUGAUGGUAUAACUAACUUUUUCAAAGACGGCGAUACUUAUCCCGAUUGGCCAGUAGACCUUGCUGAGAGCCCUAGUGAACUUGAAUGGUGGUUGAAAUCGGUUGAUUCAAUCAAAUCUCUUGGUAAUGAGUAUUACAAGAAACAAGACUACAAAAUGGCUAUAAGGAAGUAUCGAAAGGCUUUACGUUACUUGGAUAUUUGUUGGGAGAAGGAAGGGAUUGAUGAAGAUAAAAGUUCAGGCUUGAGAAAAACGAAAUCACAGAUAUUUACAAACAGCUCUGCUUGUAAAUUAAAAUUAGGGGAUAUUAAUGGAGCAUUGUUGGACACAGAAUUCGCAAUGCGUGAAGGUAUUAACAAUGCCAAAGCUUUGUUCCGCCAAGGACAGGCAUACAUGGUACUCAAUGACAUUGAUGCUGCAGUUGAAAGCUUUAAAAAAGCACUGACAUUGGAGCCAAAUGAUGGUGGAAUAAAAAAGGAACUCGGUGCUGCUAGAAAGAAGAUAUCGAAUAGAACUGAUCUAGAGAAAAAAGCAUAUAGUAAGAUGUUCCAAUAACACAAAGAAAGGUUAGUCUCAGCACACGAAUUACCAUGAAACAAUGUAAUGUAACAACAUUUGCACGAGACAAUACAGUUUUAUUGUUCUUUGGUGACGUGGCAGUUAUUGUUCAGAGUGAGAAAAAAGUUUCACAUUGGUCGGAAGAGUUGAGUUGAGCUUAAGGUUUUGGGUGAAGACGUGGUGUUAGAGUCACUUGUAAGGUUGUUCAAUGUCCAAAGUGUCGAUCCAAUUCAGUGAGAUUCUCCUCUCACGGCCCAACAACUAUAAUAUACAAGACACCUCGUCAAUUCACUUUUCAACACAUGUUUGCACUCUGAAACAAAAAAAAAAAAAAGACGGCGAUAGUUAGGCUCUAUUUGGUAAAGCCAAAUAUUGAGUUUAUAGCUUAUAAGUCAUAAACUCUGUUUGAUAAUAGUUUUUAAAAAAGAGCUUAUAGCUUAUUUUACUAGCUUAUAGCUUAUUUUUCAAACGUUAUUUCAAGUACUUUAUGAGAUUAUAGCUUAUCUUAUCAUUUUUUCUUCCAA
This is a messenger RNA of Trifolium pratense (red clover), 1675 nucleotides long. Its product is annotated as peptidyl-prolyl cis-trans isomerase CYP40-like. Gene Ontology annotation, biological process: protein peptidyl-prolyl isomerization. Gene Ontology annotation, molecular function: peptidyl-prolyl cis-trans isomerase activity; protein binding. Bases 63 to 1148 code for a protein of 361 amino acids. The transcript has 8 exons. The record is from RefSeq and is a predicted model, not a curated record. Lineage: Eukaryota; Viridiplantae; Streptophyta; Magnoliopsida; Fabales; Fabaceae.